Molecule: messenger RNA, 573 nt
Organism: Cryptomeria japonica (Japanese cedar)
Lineage: Eukaryota; Viridiplantae; Streptophyta; Pinopsida; Cupressales; Cupressaceae
Exons: 1
Coding region: 1-573 (190 amino acids)
Source: RefSeq, a predicted model, not a curated record
AUGGUCCAUGUUGUAGGCCAGUUAGCAGAUAUCAUGCUAGGAAAACUUUGUGUACCUAAGUAUUUUGACACAGGGAGUCCUGUUGUGGGAAUAUUCAUUAAUGGAGUUCAAGUUCAUAAUGCCCUUAUUGACCUUGGGGCAACAAUAAAUGUCAUGACGAAGGAUGUGAUGCAGAAACUCAACAUCACUACACUAAGAUCUACACCUAUUGUCCUGCAGCUUGCAGAUAGUUCUAUUGUUAAACCAAAUGGUAUGGUGGAAGACCUUAUUGUAAAACUGGAUUCCUGGGAAUAUCCAGCUGAGUUUGUUAUCCUCUCACCUAAAGCAACUCUAGGGGGAUACCCUAUCAUUUUGGGUAGACCUUGGUUAGCCACAACAGAUGCCUUCAUAAGAUGUAGGUCAGGGGACAUGACCAUCUCAGAUGGGAUGAAAACUAAAAAGCUUGCACUAUACCCACCUGCACAACCUCAACUUGAGCAAGAUCAACCAGUUUGGCUAGAUAUAGAGGAAGAGUCUGAUGAAGUCAAUACAAUACAACAAUUGAUGAUGAUAAGAAGGGAUCCCUUCUUGUAG